CGCAGCAAUGCGGCGCGCCCCAGCAGCUUUGGACUCUGCCUAGGGCCUAGGGCCUAGGGGGGCCCCGGCCGGAACGAGGCCAUGUGAUGUGGCACGCGGCAGAUGCAUGGCAGAUGGCUGGCGCUAUGCUGCUGGCUGGCGGUGCCAGCCUGCUUCUGCACCCGCCCCACCAGCUCCCUCGUGGCGCCUCGGAACCUGACCUCACAUGCCACCCGCGUUUGUUCCUGCAGGAUGAGAAGCAGGGCCGGGGGCAAUCGGUGCUGGAUGCGGCGAUUGUGGAGCCGUGGCAGGGCAGCAGCUCGGUAGGCGGGGUGAAGUAAGCAAGGGGUGCGCUUGCUUGACUACGCCGUGUGAGCAAGCAUGAAGUAAGCCUGAUGAAUGUAUUGGCAAAACAGCAGGCACACUAUGCUUAGCUCUGUUUAAUGCACUGUAGUCACCGCCUGUCUGCUGCAAUGGAUAUGGCACGCCGUGCGCCUCCCCUGGCCCGCACUGUUUGCCCAAGAACCCGCCGGCUAGCGGGGUGUGCCGCUUGCCAACCACACCUACUUUAAGUGAGUCAAGUGCCCGGCGUGGAUGCCUUGAACCUUUGCGCCCCGGAGAGUGGAGGUGUAGUGAUGAGACUGCAAAUGCCGUUCCAGCAGCUGGUGCCGUUCCAGGAGCGAGCCGGUAGCCUGCAUGUGGAACAAGAGAGGGGGCUGGUCCGUUUGUUUCUUCUGCAUGGCAUGCCCGCUCCAUUCUUCUUGGAGUCGUUGCCGCCCAUUUCCCGUUCACCUGGAGGCAUGACUACCAGCUUCCGACUCAACAUGGUGAAGCACCAGCCCCGCAUGCCACCUCCCGGUUGGUUGCUAUCUUCAGGACCUCAGAACGCGUCAUGUAGCGUUGCGUGCUGUGGUACUGAGGUGUUGCGGAACUGUUACCAACUGUUGGUUACUGCCAGCUUUGGUACAUACGGACAGCCCACACAAGCAGCGUCACUCACCACCCAACAACCAACCCGCCGCGUACUAGUACGCACAUCCCAACUUGUGUGGAUACUGUUGCAUGCACACAGGUGUUCCACACCAACUCGCUGGUGCUGUACCAGAACCAGCCCUUCCUGGCCCACUUCACACGAUGCACGCAUGCGCAUACAAAAUCCUACAGGGUGGUGCAAAGCUACUGGUAGUGGUGCAUCGUGUGCCGAUGGUGGUGGCGGUGGUGGUGGAGAUGGAGGAGCGGGGGGCGGUGGAGGAGCGGGGGGCGUGUGGCAGUGGCGCACAGAUGCGGUGGGUGUGGUGACCCACCCAGCGGCUGGCCGAUUCAAACGAGCGGGUGGAUGGUGUGGCCGGGCGGGCGGGCGCGCGGGAGGGCCUAUGCCGGCAGCUGUACGUCGCAACCCCUGGCCUCCGGGGUCGGGUCUAAGGCUUCUCAGUAGUACUCGACGUUCAGGUCUGCCGCCCCCCCCCGUUUGAUGUGGUACACACACACACGCACACACACGCACACGCACACACACGCACACGCACACACACACACACACACACACACAUGCUUCCACCUUUUGCCUAUAGGUGAGCUCGACUACGACCAGCGGGCGGGAAUCCGGGAAUUAGGCGUGCUGGGUAAACGUUGUUUAGCGCGCCCAGGGUGCGGAGCAUGGACGCAUACAGGUGCAUCGCGGGGUCAGGCCGAAUGGUCGCCCGUGGGGUUCCAGGCUUAUCGCGGGUAAGUAUGACUACCUGGGUCACGACAGUCACGCAACGCUCGGUAAAAUGGUGGGUAUCGGUAAGUAACUCCGUCGCGUCGUUGGGCGGGCUUUCGUUUCGUUUUUUAACACACACACACACACACACACCUCUACACACAUACAGGUCCUGGGCGGCGUGGCGGUGGUGGCGGCGUUGGUGGUGGUGAUGGCCCUGGCACUCAUCCGCCUGCCGGCGCUCAUCACUCGCGCUGCCGCCCCCGCGGCCACGACUGCUGUCGUCGCCGCCAGCGUGGCGAAGACUAAGAAGGCCAAAGAAGGCACGUGCCGCCAGUGGUAGAUUUCCUAGAGACGCGCUGACAGGUGCGUGCCACUGCGGCCCACCCUCGGCCGUGGUGCUGACUGGCCGUUUGAAGGGGCGGUGGCGGCGAGUGGGGUGGCGACGUUCGUAGGGGCGACGGGCGCAAAACAUGAGCCACUGAGCCGCGGGCAUUUGCCAUUUGCCAUCUGGUUGUUUGGCCAUGUCUGCGGCUUUCCACGAGGGGCUGCGAGGGAUAGGGCAGCCCUGUACCGCGGGGCGAGCUACGCAACGGCAUUGCUUUGUAGGAGUAACAGAAGUGAUGGCAAGAUGCGGAACGAGUGCCAAAUGAUGGCCGGCGCAGGCAGUUACUGAUAAAGGCUGGAGUUGAUACGGUAGUACACAACAACGAACCCGCGGCGGAGCUUAUCCAAAAGCGGCCCAUGUAACGGCAGACCUGCCGGGGUCCGAGUCAGUGUGCAUCUGUGCCGUAAUAUGUGGCAGCCCCUCACCGGCUUCAGAUUGACAUUGCUUGCUCAUGAUUUAAGGUGAGGGGAAUGACGGCAGCGGGGUUGUUGAGGCGGAGGGUGCCGAGUAGCGGGGAGGGCUGAGUAGCGGGGAGGGCGAGGGUAGAGGAGGGGUGGCCAUCGUGUGCCAAUGGAUCUAUGCCGAAAUCCAUGGCGCUUCACCAAUCCAAAUACAAGUAAUGAACGCAUUCUAUUUCAGGCGUAAAACUUAUCAGGGGCUCACAUGCUCGAUUUCCUCAAACCUGCCAGGACAGCUUCGUUCGAUUGUGACCUCAGGGCAGGCCCAACAGCGAAUGAUGCAUCAUGCAUGUGCACGAAACGUGUUUGAAUUAUUAUAGAUUGAUAAAUGACACAGCGACCUGAGGAGGCAGACGAGCGAUUCUGCCGCGGGAAUGACAGCGUUCCGCGUGCUCAACGUUGCGGAGAAGCCGAGCGUUGCGAAAGAGGUUUCUCGCAUCCUUAGCGAGGGCCAGGCGCGCUCAACUCGUGGGGCGUGAGUUUGGGCUCUGGGAAGCUCGCCCAAGGCU
Molecule: messenger RNA, 3036 nt
Organism: Chlamydomonas reinhardtii
Lineage: Eukaryota; Viridiplantae; Chlorophyta; Chlorophyceae; Chlamydomonadales; Chlamydomonadaceae
Exons: 1
Coding region: 87-320 (77 amino acids)
Source: RefSeq, a predicted model, not a curated record